Molecule: messenger RNA, 6540 nt
Organism: Xenopus tropicalis (tropical clawed frog)
Lineage: Eukaryota; Metazoa; Chordata; Amphibia; Anura; Pipidae
Gene: mdc1
Product: mediator of DNA damage checkpoint 1
Exons: 16
Coding region: 232-6375 (2047 amino acids)
Biological process (GO): chromatin organization
Cellular component (GO): nucleus; chromosome
Source: RefSeq, a predicted model, not a curated record
AAGCAGCAGAAUUAUAACAGACGUACUAUAACCUAACUAUAACCUAACUUGCUUCCGCUCUCCGAUUACCCGCUCCUCUAACUGUAGCAGACGGGGAAAUAUCGCGAGAGAAAGCUACUUCCCAUGAGUCUUUGCACGUCUGGCUCCAAGUCGAAACUGUACUUUCAUGUGCAGAUUGAAAUAACUGCGAUUUAGCCUGAUAUAGCCAGAUUUAGUGUAAAUGGUCUGAGGAUGGACGAUACUCAGCGCCUGCAGUGGGACGAUGAAGAACAAGAUGUGUCUUUUGAUAGAGAUAAACCAGUAGGAAAUCUGCAUAUGUUCAAUGGAAUCCAUGGUCCAGCACAAGACUUCCCUAUUUACCCUGGUACGAAUAUCAUAGGACGUCAUACAAAUUGUGAUGUGACUCUUCCAGCUCAGUCUGUCUCUAAGAAACAUGCUAUUAUAGAGGUUGAGGCUGACUGCCAUACCCUCUGUGACCAAGGAAGUCUAAACAAAACUCGCCGUGGCAAGGCAGCCAUUGCUCCUCAUGUGAGAUAUGCUCUGUCUGAUGGAGACUUAUUGUUAUUUGCUGAUGUAGCAUGUCGUUACUCAUUCACAAAAAAACUAGAGGAGGAGGAGGCAGAGAAUGAGGAAAGUGAAGAUGAUAUUUUGGUUCCUGGAACACAGGCUACUUUGUCAAUUGAAAAAACUCCUGGGGUAGCAAUACGCAGAAUGGGGAGAGGAGCAGUGCUGGCAAUGGACUCUGGUGAUGAGGAAGAAGAGGAAUUAAAAGGGAAAGAUCUGAAUUAUGAAGCUAAAGGUGAGGAAGACAAUUACAUACAAGAAGGUCUUAAAACAUCCGGGGAGGAAUGCAAGUCACCUGCCAGUGCUUCCUUUUCCCACAACAUGGAUACUAUUGUUCCUGAAAGUGAUGAGGAGAACGACACAUCUGUGUCUGAACCACGUUUCCCUUCACUCAACCUCCGUUGUGAUAGUGAUACAGACACUCAUGACACUCCCAUGAAGGCAGGCACAAGCUACACCCCCUCCCAAGAUUGUGUGCUUUCUCCUUCUUUCAAAGAACAAGUUGUGGGAGACCACAGUGAAAUCACAAAAUCUACUUUGAUUAGCAACCAAGAGAUGUUUGCAGAUGAGCAAGUAAACACUGAAUCCAAAGUCUCGAAGUGUAGUCCUGAUACAGCUGACAAAAAUGAUAGAGAGACAAAGGAAGAGAACAAUACUCCUAUAGUAAACACUAAUAUUGCUGAGGAAGGUGGAACAGGAGUAACAGAUGAUCCAUUGAUAGACGGUCUAAAAGUGGAAAACCAAAAAAAGGAAAAUGACUGUUAUGAAACCCUGCAAGUUGACAUCAAACAGCAAGAGAGUGUUAAAAUUAUCUUGGAUAGUAAUCAGGAGGAAAACAGAACUUUGAAAGUAAAAUUGGUAAACACAGGAUCUGCAGAUAUUAUUCUAGACAAAAAUAUAGAUGGGGAAGAAGGUUGCGUCAAUACUAAGGAAAUAGACAACCAGAUCAGAGAAGGGGCUUUUCAUUUGGACAGUGACACAGAUGUAGAGGAGAGCGAUACUUCAAUCCCUGGAAUAAAUGUACCCCGAGUGGAGAAUUCUGGGAAUAACACAGACAGUGAUACAGAUACUGAAGAAGAUAAACCUAAAAUUUUGCAACCUGCCAUACAACAGAAUGUCGAGGAAGGGUUUAAUUUGGACAGUGACACGGAUGUUGAGGGUAAUGACUCCAAUUCUGUAAAUAAAAGGUUGAAAAAUACUGAAAAAGCAAAAAUGAUCCAAGAUAGUGAUACUGAUGCGGAUGAUUCGAUUAUGUCAAAGGUUGAAGAGAGGAGGAACCCAGCAGGUACAAAGAAAGAUUACAGUAGUACAUCUCUAAACACAGAAGGUAAAAGGCAAGAAAAUUAUCUAUCCACCCUUGACAGUGAUACAGAUGUUGAAGACAUUGCUGAUGGAUCUUCCCCAAGUGUUGUGAAGAAGCAGGAUAAGGCAGAAGCAGCUCAUACUAAUGUAACCGAUACAACUGCUGGGGAGGAAACUUGCACAGAUGCUGGAAUAGAGAAGAUUGUGGUGUCUGCAGAUAGAAAUGAAUGCCACACAGGUGGAGUCACACAAGAACAGGAGGCUACAUCUGAAUUUCACCUAGACAGUGAUACAGAUAUUGAGGAAGAUGAUAAUUUACUAGAUAUGUCAAGUGCUAGUACUAGGGUAAAAGUCACAGAGGUUCACUCAGUUAUCCUUGAAAAACUAAGAACCUCACCUGGAGAAAGAAAGGAAAAGAGGGCUAUUGAAAUUGAUCUGGACAGCAAUACAGAUGUGGAUGAAGCUGAUGAAACAGAAGUUGAUAGGAAGGAAACAUUUCACAUGGACAGUGAUACAGAUCUGGAGGAAAAUGACAGUGGCCCUCCUGUGGUGGGUGGCAUAGAAAAGAAAUUUACAGCCAUAGCACAUUCUGAUUGUACCUCAGACACAGGAAGUAAUGUGAAAAAUGUAACCUCUUCAAUCACAGAAAAUACAGAAAAAGGGGAGACUGAUGGAAUAGACUGCGAAGAUGCAGAAUAUCAAAUGAUGGCUACUCAGUGUUAUCUAGAGCCCCAGGAAAAAGAGACUGAUAUACAAGAUGAAGAUGAUUGUGCUGAGGAAGCUACACAAGCAUUUAUCUUCAGUUCCACAUGGGCUGAGCCGGAACCAUUUAAACGUCCAGCCGAUCCUAUUGGAGUUUUGCAAAUCUCAGCAGUGACUGUUAGUUCAUCAGAGGAAGAACCAGAUGAAAAUGCCAUUGCGGAGACUCAGCCAUUCUGCUGUGAGAUAAAGCAGCCAGAGGAACACAGUGACCAAGAGCCAGCCAAAAAAAGUUCUAUUGCUGAGGAAAAGAACAAUGUAGCUUGCUCUCUGCCUCAAGAAGAAAUAUCUCAGGAUGAUACCCAGCCAGUGUCUCAGUACUUGAAUAAAACAGCUUCAAGUAACUUGGUGGCACCAAAUUUAACUUGCACAACAAAUUUUCAACAAGAAAAAUAUCUUGAUGGAAUUAAUGAAGAAAAGGUCAAACAGGCUAAUGAAAGUGUUCCAAACAGGGAGGAACAGCUUGAUGAAGGUGUCCAAGACAUCGAAGAGGAUGCCACCCAACCAUAUGUUUUAAGUUUACCGACAGUGGGUGACAUGGCUACACAGCCUUGUAGCAUGAGUGAGUCUGUCUCCGGGGAUGGUGCUAGUCAGUAUUUAAAUACAGUUGUUCCAGCUGUAGCUAGUGUUGCUUCUCUACCCUGUAACCCAAGCAUGCAAUUAUCUGAUGGCGAACCCAUGCAGCCUUCCAGUCUAAAUGAGGCUGAUGCAACCCAAUGUCAUGGAUUUAGUAUGCCCCUUAAAGAAGGUGAUACAGUGAGCAUUUCAGAAGAGAAAGUAUCAGUAAAGCAAGGUCCUUGCAGAGGUGAGAGUAGCAUGAUAUCUGAGCAGUUAGACCCUUCUAACAAUGUUAUGAGCAAGCACCCAGGUGAAGUUCUUGUGCAUUCUGUUCCUCCAUUGGAGAAAGCAACAGAGCAGGUUGCAGAGCAGCCUCAAGCAGCCACCAGAAUGACAGAAGAAGACAGAGAAGAGAAUAAAGGAAAGAGGAGAUCAACAGAAGGAGAAGAUAGCAAGGAUUCAGCAGAAGUUACAACUUCCGUUACUAGGGGUAAAAAGAGAACCUGGAAAAAGACUGCAUCUCCAGCAUCAGAGGAGACAAAAGGCAAAAAAACAGCUAAAAUGCAGGUCAUGGAAAAAGCAUUACCUGAAGCAAAAAUGGAAGAAGAAUGUAAAGAAGAGCAGAACAAUAAGCCAAACACUAGCUCUAUCCUUGCACGUUUAAAAACAGGUAGAAAGGGAAAACAAGAUAUCGAAGAGCCUUUAGAUUACAAUGUAGAAGGCUAUAAUGUGAGCGUGCAACAGGUAGAAGAGGAUAUGAAAAGAUUUACUUCAAGAAGAUCAGUUAGAAAACCAAAGGAUGGAAAUGAUCAGGAGACUGGGUCAAGAAAUUUACCAGAAAUAACCAGGCAUUCCAGUUUAGACCUUAGUGAGUCAGUAGUGGAAAAAAAAGUAGAUAUGUCUUCUGAUGAACACAUGAAGUAUCAGAAAGAUGAUGAAUUCUUAACUGCUAAUGGAACAACUAUAAAUGUAAAAAGAAAGGGUGCAAAGAGAAAUGUAAAGGAAGAGGAGAACAAGUUUGUGGUAGAUAACAUUCCUGGAAAGCGACCAACAAGGAAUAACAGGCCAAAUGUUACAGAGAAAAAUAAUGAGGAAGCAGAUGAUAAACAGAGGAUUACAAGGAGGAAUUCAAGGCAGCUGGAGAUAGUAGAAAUCAAACCAGACAAUACAGAGAUUUUAGAUUCUAAAAGACAAAACCAGUCCAGAAAAUCACCAAAUAUAAAGAAAAAUUUAAAAGUGGAUGAAUCAAAAGAGACAGAAAAAUGUGAGGGCAAAACUAGAGAGAACACUCCGAAAAGGACAUCAAGGAGGACAAAGAAAAAAUGCACAGAGGAACUGAACAUGGAAGAAUGGGAAAAGUCAAAAGAAGAAGCAGACAGUAAACAGAGGGUCACAAGAAGGAACUCCAGGCUAUCAGAGUCAGUAGAAAGCAUACCAGAGGAUACAGAUAUUGUAGAUUCUGAGCAACAAGACCAGUCCAGAAAAUCUCGUAAUAUAAAGAAGAAUUUGAAAAGGGGCGAGGAAGAAAAACUUGAGGGCACCAACAGAGACAACACUGAAAAAUGGACCUCAAGGAGGACAAGAAAGGAAUGCAAAGAGAAACUGAACAUGGAGGACCAUGAAAAGUCGAAAGUAGAACCAUCCAUUGAACAGUCUGAACAAGAACAUACUGAGGCUGAAGGACAAGAUCAAUCUAGAAAAUCUAGGAAGACAAAGAAGGAUUUGCCACAACCUGUUAUCAAUGAGGAAGAAACCCUUGUAGAAACCAUCAGGAAAGACUCUGUAGGACGAACAUCAAGGAGAAGAAAGAAGAGUUGCAUAGAGGAAGAUCUGAUGGACAGUGAGGUUCUAGUUAUCAGUAAACCUGAACAAGAAGAUCCACCCACAAAAAAUGUUCCUAGAAGUAAAAGGAAGAAUUUGAAAGAUGAACCUAAGGAGGGAGAUACUGAGCAUAAUGUAUUUGUAUCAAAGAAUGAAAAUCUAGAUGAAAUGCAGACCACUCAAAGGAAAAGCAAUUCAAAAGAUGGAGAUGUGCAAAACGAUAAUAAAACACUGUGUGAAGUCGACUCCAAGUCUGGUAAUUCAGAUAUAAGAACAAGGAAGAAAAAAAAAGUUGUCACAGGGACUCAAAAAACCACAGAGGUAGAAGGGGAAAUGCUAGAUGGUAGCAUGACAAUAGACUCGCACGAAGACGUUUCACCAACUGGAAUGAGAAAAAGCAGGCGGACAACAACCAAGGAGGAAUUACUCAAGUCUACCACUCUGGCUCCAGUAAGGAAGAGAGGGCAACAGCCAAAAACUGGAGGAGAUGAGGUCAAGAGAAAAAAAGUGAAUGAAGAGUUUGAGCAGGAGAAAACAGUGGGUAGAAGGGGCCAAGCACGGCAACCAAAGCUGGAGGAUGAAAAUACUGACGGCAACAGUUUUGGAAAGGACUCGGCCGUUCCUUUUCCAUCACCCUCGGGGAACUCCCGUUUAAGGCCAAGCACAUCCUUUGAAAGCCCGACAGAAGGCCGGACACCAAGACGUGCUGCUCGCAGCUUGACCACAAGCCCCUACAUGUCCCAACGGAGCAUUGCAGCAAAGGUUCUAUUUACAGGUGUGGUCGACCCUGCAGGUGAGGAGACCAUUCGUAAUCUAGGAGGGGAAGUUGCAGAAUCCAUAUUUGACUGCACUCAUCUUGUAACUGACCGUAUCAGACGUACCGUCAAAUUUCUCUGUGCUCUUGCCAAGGGCAUCCCUAUUGUGACACUAGACUGGCUUGACAAGUGCAAAAAGAGCAGAUGUUUUUUGUCCCCUGCUCAAUUUCUGGUGAACGAUAAAGAACAGGAGAAAAGCUUCAACUUCGAUUUGUCAGAAUCAUUGCAAAAAGCCAAAAAGAAACUGCUGUUUGAGGGCUAUGAAAUUCAUGUCACCCCGAAUGUGAAACCUGAGCCUGAACACAUGAAAGAUAUUAUACAGUGCAGUGGGGCAACUUUCCUUCCUAAAAUGCCCAAAGUAUACAAGGACAAAUGCAUCAUUGUAUCAUGUAAGGAAGAUGCCACUCGCUGCAAAUCUGCUCCCUCCACUAUCCCUGUUACUUCUGCGGAAUUUAUAUUAACUGGGAUCCUGCGUCAGGAAAUAAAUCCACAUGCUUAUCUGCUAAGUACUGGACCUGAGGAAGCUUUGCCUACCCCUGCCAAACGGAGGCGCUGAGAUCUUCACUCUUUAUUGUGACUGUACUUUAUUCAGUUCAGAAUAUUGUCUUACACACCGCUUACUGAUUGUAUAUACUAUGCCUUUUAUACCCACUGUGGCUUUUAGGAUUGCUCUGGCUCAUUUAUUGUAAACCUGUACAUAUUAAAGAACCAGGAAAUGUUU